AUGCUGCAACUAGGUUCCGAACAGGUGGGCAUCAACCUCCCCCUUCAAGUCAAAAAUCUGCCACCCCUUUCCAGGUUCAACUACAUCAUCUGGCUGCAAGACCUCCUCGAUUCAACCAGCGAUGACUAUCGAGAAAGCUAUGACCCAAGACGAGAAGUCGUCGGGGUAGACAUUGGCACCGGCGCAUCAGCCAUCUACCCUCUCUUAGGCUGCCGCCAGCGACCCAACUGGAGGUUCAUCGCCACAGAGGCCGACGACAAAUCCUUCGACUACGCCAGACGGAACGUCGCUCGAAAUGGUCUGGAAGACAGGAUCCAAGUCCUCAAGGUCGAAGAUGCUGGUGGGAAGCACGCUCCACUGGUACCGGAAAGCGUGCUGGAGAGGUUUGAAAGAAUCGACUUCCUCAUGACCAACCCCCCCUUCCACUCGUCCCAACACUCCCUCCUCACCUCCGCAUCCGCCAAAUCUCGUCCGCCCAACUCCGUCUGCACCGGCUCCGCCUCCGAAAUGAUCACCCCCGGCGGCGAAGUCGGUUUCGUCACCCGCCUGAUCCACCAAUCCCUCUCUGUACAACAGGAGAACCGCACUGUGCGCACAAAAGUGCAGUGGUGGAGUAGCAUGCUGGGGAAACUCAGCAGUGUGGGAAUCGUGGUGGAGAGGCUGAGGAAGGCGGGCUGCCGGAACUGGGCGGUCAAGGAGUUUGUGCACCCGGGGGGCAAGACGAGGCGCUGGGGCGUUGCUUGGAGCUUGGGCGGGUAUAGGCCGGCGAGUGCGGUUGCGAGGGGGGUUGGCGGGAGGGCGGUCAGAGCUGCUAGCGCUAGCGCUUGUGCUAACAGCGGUGCUGUUGGUGGGAAGAAGAAGAAAGGGGAGGAAGACGGGAGCCAUGAAGAGGAGGUGCUGGAGUGGGGUCUAUUACCAUUCCCUGCUGAGUUUGAAUUCGAGGUCCAACAUGCUGCGGGUGGAGUGCAAGAAGUGGGGAGGAGGGUGGACCCCGAGAUCGGUAAGCUGGAUCUGCGGUGGCAGUGGAAGCCCGCAUUGGGUAUUGGCCUUGGUAUCGCCGAGAAUGGGGAUUGCUGGAGCAGGAAGGCGAGGAGGCGGAAAGAACAAGAGAUGAAGAUGAAGAAGCUCAAGCUCGAGGAAGAAGAUGAGGAGAUGAGGGACCCGAGUGAGGAUGACGGGGACGAAGACGGAGAUGAGGAGAAGGAGCCGGAACUCGUCUUCAAGAUCAGGUUAUCGCGCUCGUCGCGGAGAGGGAGGGAGAACGAGGAGAAGGGCAAGGAGAUGGGUGAGGGAGGAGUGGUGGUGAUGCUGCGUUGGCUCCAGGGACAAGAUCACGUGCUUUUCGAAAGCUUCUGUGGCUGGCUCAAGAGGAAGAUUGAUCUGGAGACGAGGUAG
Messenger RNA from Endocarpon pusillum Z07020, 1395 nucleotides. RefSeq lists its product as uncharacterized. The record is from RefSeq and is a predicted model, not a curated record. Gene Ontology annotation, molecular function: 23S rRNA (adenine(1618)-N(6))-methyltransferase activity. Gene Ontology annotation, cellular component: nucleus. Lineage: Eukaryota; Fungi; Ascomycota; Eurotiomycetes; Verrucariales; Verrucariaceae. The transcript has 4 exons. Gene Ontology annotation, biological process: rRNA base methylation. The coding region runs from base 1 to 1395 and encodes 464 amino acids.